Molecule: messenger RNA, 2748 nt
Organism: Rhea pennata
Lineage: Eukaryota; Metazoa; Chordata; Aves; Rheiformes; Rheidae
Gene: SEH1L
Product: SEH1 like nucleoporin
Exons: 9
Coding region: 64-1146 (360 amino acids)
Biological process (GO): positive regulation of TORC1 signaling; cellular response to amino acid starvation
Cellular component (GO): nuclear pore outer ring; Seh1-associated complex
Molecular function (GO): protein binding; structural molecule activity
Source: RefSeq, a predicted model, not a curated record
GUGGGAGCGUGGCGGCCGGGCCGGGCCGAGCGGGGCCGGGCCGAGCGGGGCCGGGCCGGGGAGAUGUUCGUGGCGCGCAGCAUCGCGGCGGAUCACCGCGACCUCAUUCACGAUGUCUCCUUCGACUUCCACGGGCGGCGCAUGGCGACGUGCUCCAGCGACCAGAGCGUCAAAGUCUGGGACAAAAGUGAAAAUGGGGAUUGGCAUUGCACUGCCAGCUGGAAGACACAUAGUGGAUCUGUGUGGCGUGUGACAUGGGCUCAUCCUGAAUUUGGGCAGGUCCUGGCUUCCUGCUCUUUUGAUAGAACUGCAGCUGUAUGGGAAGAAAUAGUGGGAGAGUCAAAUGAUAAACUCCGAGGACAGAGUCACUGGGUAAAGAGGACAACUCUAGUGGACAGUCGGACAUCUGUUACGGAUGUUAAGUUUGCUCCCAAGCAUAUGGGUCUUAUGCUAGCGACUUGUUCAGCAGAUGGAGUUGUAAGGAUUUAUGAAGCUCCAGAUGUGAUGAAUCUCAGUCAGUGGUCACUGCAGCAUGAAAUCUCAUGUAAACUAAGCUGCAGUUGCAUUUCUUGGAAUCCUUCAAGCUCUCGAGCUCAUUCUCCAAUGAUAGCUGUAGGAAGUGAUGACAACAGUCCAAAUAUAUUGGCUAAGGUUCAAAUUUAUGAAUAUAAUGAAAACACCAGAAAAUAUGCAAAAGCAGAAGCUCUUAUGACAGUCACAGAUCCUGUACAUGAUAUUGCAUUUGCUCCAAACCUAGGAAGAUCCUUCCACAUCUUAGCUGUAGCAACCAAAGAUGUACGAAUUUUCACGCUAAAACCUCUAAGGAAAGAACUAACUUCUUCUGGAGGAUUAACAAAAUUUGAAAUUCACAUUGCGGCUCAAUUUGAUAAUCACAACUCCCAGGUCUGGCGAGUGAGCUGGAAUAUUACAGGCACAGUGCUUGCUUCCUCUGGUGAUGAUGGCUGUGUUAGGCUAUGGAAGGCUAAUUAUAUGGACAACUGGAAGUGCACUGGUAUAUUGAAAGGUAACGGGAGUCCAGUCAAUGGUAGUUCUCAGCAGGGAAUUUUUAAUGCCUCUCUAGGUUCGGCCAGUACAAGCCUACAGAAUUCACUGAAUGGAUCAUCUGCUGGCAGAAAGCAGAGCUGAUACCAAGCUAACUGGAGUAACUUUGGUGUUUUGCUGCUUGUUGCAUGCACACAGGAAUGGAAAACGAUCUCCUUUUUUCCCUCCCCAACGCCGUUUGACCUCUCCCAAGACACCAGCAGCCAGCUAACUACUAAACGCAAUUCAAAAGGCCUUUCUUAAACACAUUGUAUACUUUUUUUUUGUACUAGCCAACACAGUUUGAUACUGUUGGAACUUCUGAUAGAAAAACAGAGAGGCUCCUUGUGGAAAAAAUUCUAUCAAAACAGUUUUUUGGAAACUUAAAGUGAAAUUAAAAGGCUAGUUCAGUAAUAAAUAUGAGAAUUUUUUUUUUGCCCAUGAUUGGGAUGGGAGGACGGAAGUGACCAUUAAAAGAAUUUUCAUUUAAAUUGUUUAGAUAACUGAUUGUUUUACAUCUCGUAGUGUUUAAUAUCCGAUUAAGGUUCCCAAACAUCACGACUUUGUAACUGCUUUGUAAUAUAUGAAACUGUAGUUAUAAAAGGAUAAAAAAGGGGUGUGCUUUGACAGCUAUACAGACAGUAGCUUUUAAUAGUUUGGUAUUGCUUCAUUUAUAACUUAGUACAACUUCAAAUGUUUUGUAAGUACUGUCAUACUUGAUUCAUCCUAGCUAACUAAGAGUACUUCUUCUAAUAUGUAUUUGUACAUUUCUGUGACAGUGAUUCCAUGGAGUAACUAAAAUUCUGAGCAUAGUAUCUUAAAAAAAUGCAUGCAUUUGAGCCAUACAAAAAUUGAAAACCAAAAUGCAGCUUGAUGUGGAUUGUCCCAUGAUUUUAUUAAUCACAUAAUGUUCCUUUCUGUAAGUCCACAGAACUGUAACCUUUAGAAAAGAAAAACCUUUAGUAUCUGAAAAUUAUACUAAAAUGCACAAGUAUUACGGGUAAAAUGGCAGAAAGGUGAUGUGAAAUGGCAUAAUUCUGAGCCUUGCAUUUACCAGAAAAAUUUUCUGAGGGUUUUGCAGAAAUAUGUAAAUACGUACAACAACUGUAUUUCAUUGGAAGUAGCUAUUCUCUGUAAAUGUAUAUUAUUAAAUUUAAAGUAUUGUAAAAACAAAAUGAUGGUUUUUACGUCUAUUCUAGAAGUGCUGUGAACUUAAUCUGAAUUAGAUGCUUAUGCAAAAAAUGUACUUGCAUAAUAUUUAAUGCAACUUUUGUUGCAUCUUUUGUUGCAAAUGAAGCGUUACUAAAAGUUCUGUUAACAAAUCACAGGAAUUCUGGGAGAGUGAAAGCAGGUUAAUAGUUGUGCUACAGAAUCUCUUCAAUUUCCAAAACAACCUAUUCUUUAGUAAAGUGUAUGUUAGGAUUACUUUUGCAGUAGGAUUACUUGUACAAUAUUCUUUUCUAUGAACUUCAGUGGAAAAGAUUGUACUUUUCAUUUAGAGAACAGCUUCCAGAAUUGUCUUGUUUUGAAUUACAGCCUUGAUUUCUGCUAUUAUGUUCUAUUGGUUUUAGCAUGGAUAUACUAAAGCAUUUUAUUUAUUUUUUUUUCCAGCAUGUCUUUUCUCCCCUUUAGUUCUCCUUGUAUUUACUACCUUUCUCUUUUUCUUCUGUUUUUUGUUUUGUUUUGGUGUUUUGUUCCUGUCUUAAC